This is a messenger RNA of Exophiala aquamarina CBS 119918, 693 nucleotides long. RefSeq lists its product as uncharacterized. The record is from RefSeq and is a predicted model, not a curated record. Lineage: Eukaryota; Fungi; Ascomycota; Eurotiomycetes; Chaetothyriales; Herpotrichiellaceae. The coding region runs from base 1 to 693 and encodes 230 amino acids. The transcript is spliced from 2 exons.
AUGGCGGUCUCGUCUCAAGCCACCAACAAGAAAUCGCGGUCGAAUCGUCCUUCAGCCGCGAAGCGCGAUGCAGGAUCGACACGGUUUAUCCACACGAUUCCUCCCAUGUUCAUGAUCUGGUUGACCUUCUCAUUACCGUUGGUCAUGUGGGACACUGGCUAUAUUUUUCUUCGGCCGCAUUCUAUGCCAGGUGGGAAAUACCAUUCACCCGUGUGGAAGCUGUAUGCCUUGUACGGAACGGUUGAUCACGUUUAUGGCUGGCCGGCUUGGGAUAGCCACAGCGGCUUCACAGCGGCCCAAGCAUCACUCAACGUCAUUGAGACAGUCAUGUACAUCUAUUAUCUGGUCGUCAUCUGGCGGUCCUCUGCCAAGGACUUGUAUGCCUUCCGCGACAUCGAGACACUAUUCUUGGGAAACCGGCAGAAAACCGUGUCUGGACCUGGAAUUGCGACGGCUGUGCUUGUGCUCUUUUCUGCGACCGUCAUGACUAUCAGUAAGACCGUCCUAUAUUGGGCCAAUGAAUACUUUUCUGGCUUUGCAAGUAUUGGGCAUAACGCAGCAUGGGAUCUGUUCUGGUUGUGGAUCCUUCCCAACGGUCUUUGGAUCAUUUUCCCAGGAUAUAUUGCGUAUCUGCUCGGAGAUGAGCUUGUCAACGCUCUCGAGGGAGCUUCUGGAAAUGAGAGGGAAGACUAA